AAGGGAUGGUCAGGUCGUCCAGGUUCCUGCCUCUGGACAUUACAAAUAAACAAUUCAAACAAAAGGUGGUACAUUGAAAAGAUUGGGAUGAUCUCUCUUCAAAUUUUUAAGUUCAGUGUAAGUGUGUGUAACUGCUCUGUCGAGGCCCCGGGCCAGGAGGCAUUCUAGAGGUUGUGAAAUGCAAGCAGAGCUUUCGGCCUUCACCAAGCUUUCUUAACCCGUAAGUACUGUCAAAUCCCUCUUCACUAGCCUUUUUCCCCAGUAGAUUAAAUUAACUUUAGAACCCAUUGAAUACUAUCUCAUAAACAAUGUUUCAUAAGAUCUAUUUAAGUCUUCGCUUUUCAUCAUCAGAUCUGAGUGUUUAUGUAUUAAUCUUCCCUAUUAUGUGACUGAGAGUCUGUCUUUGACAUCAUAGCUGUUUCAUAGCAACGCUGGCCCCGGCGACAGAGCAGGGUUCCUCUGUUCUGUAGAGUGAAGCGGAUAGGCCAGGCCGAGAGGCAGGGACAAUUGGGCAUCCUCUCCUGAAAAUUUCUUUGGUGCCUUUGGGAGGGAAAAGUGCCUAGAAGGUGGACAAGAGCUGCAUUUAAUACUGCCUACCUUGCUGACAAACAUUUGGGUUCUAAAAGGGCUCGAGGUCCUUGUCUUCAUGAACUUGCAUUUCUAUUUGUAAUUCCUUACACACCAGCAGUGUUUCACUCUUUCCAAAGUACUUUUAUGUGCACUGUCAUUUGAUGUUCAGAAUGACCUUCCUGAAACAGGAAGGUUUUCAUUUACAAAGGAGGAAUUAGAAAUAGAAAAUUCAGGAAGGAUAAGUCACUUACCUUCCGGUCCAGAGUUUCUUAAUCCAUUUUGUAGAAGGAUUAGGAGCAUUGAGAGUCAGUAACUUAAUUCAAGUUAAUCUUCUCUCUCUCUUUUUAAGACUUCUUGUUUGAUUUCUUAUUUGGUUAGAUUUAACUGGGAUUUUGAAACCCUUUAAAUUAGAUCCCACAAUUUGAUGGGUGGGGAAAGAGGGAGGAAAAGUCUAUCUUCAGUGCACUUGAGGUAAUUUGGAAAUUCACUUUAGCUUCUAAAAUCUUCCUCUUUGUCUUCCCAAGAGGUGCAUUUACAUUCAGUAAAAGGAUGUGGAAAGAAUGAAGACCGGUAAGGGGUCAUGAACUAGCAGAGAUGGGAAAGCAGCAACACUGUGGCUUUUCCCCUUGCCCUGCGGCCUCACCUGUUCAUGAGGAUUGGACUCUGGUUUAUUAAGUGGCAGUGUUUUAUUGGCAGUGCGUGCACCCUAUCCUUUGAUUGUGAAAGAUAUCUCAUGUCGAAGGAACUGAGUUCCUUCGUUCCUCCGUUCCUCAGUACCGUAGAAGAUUCAACUAGAAUGCCUUGGGGUGCUGGCUGAGGGUGGCGAAAUGUCUGCUGAGACAUGAAGAUUUUGGCUGUUAGUUUUAUCCUGGGAAGUCUGGCAUUGGCCUUCCAUUUGCCCUUGGUGGUGACUUUACCUAAAACACUGGCCAUCCCUAAGAAGCUGCAAGAAGCUGUGGGGAACAUUACUGUAAAUGCCACCACCUGUACUGUCACCUGUGGCCUCGGCUACAAGGAGGAGACCGUCUGUGAGGUGGGCCCGGAUGGAGUGAGGAGGAAGUGUGAGUCUCGGCGCCUGGAGUGUCUGACCAACUGGAUCUGCGGGAUGCUCCACUUCACCAUCCUCAGGGGAAGGGAGUUCGAGCUGAGCUGUCUGAGUUCAGACAUCCUGGAGAUUGGGCAGGAAGCUUUCCGCUUCACCUGGAGACUCGCUCGGGGCAUCAUCUCAACUGACGAUGAAGUCUUCAAGCCCUUCCGCGGCAGUUCCCACUUCGUGAAGUUUGAAUCUGCCCAGGAGUAUGACUCUGGGACCUACCGGUGUGACGUGCAGUUGCUAAAAAACUUGAGACUUGUCAAGAGGCUCUAUUUUGGGUUGAGGGUCCUUCCCCCCAACUUGGUGAACCUGAAUUUUCAUCAGUCCCUUACUGAGGAUCAGAAGUUGGUAAAUGAGGGCCUGGAAGUGAAUCUGGGUAACCAUUCCAGGCCUCACCGCCCACCAUGGAGAAAGAAGGUGGCUAUAGCCUUGGGAAUAGGAAUUGCUAGUGGGGUGAUGGGCAGUGUGUUGGUGAUCACUGUCUUGUUCAGGGGCCUGAGGGUGACCAGUAGCAAUGCCAGCCGGAAGACCUAACAGGCCUUGCUCUUGAGGGCUGGCUGCCCAGGCUGUGGGACUUGGCUGCUUAGGAAUCCAAGCUAGAUUUUUGGGGGAGUGUCCUGGCUGCCUGACUGUGGAUCCGCUGAGAGGGGGGGCUUCCAGGGCCAAAAGAGUGAGCGGGAGAUGUGGAGAGGGGGCUACAUCGUGGUAGCCAUGGGCAAUAAUCUCUCACUUCUUGUGUACAAGAUGGAUCUCUUCCUGAACUUCCCUGCCCACUGGGUGCCCAGGGGACCUGACUGCAGGCACCUCCCCUACUGCCGGGAAGACUUGUGUCUUCCGAGCCUGCGUCCGUGUUCUGUGCUUCACAGCUUGUAAGCCCCCCACCUCCCCCUCCCUCCUGAGCAGCAUGCUCACACAGAUGGGUAUAUUAAUAAUAGCUUUUCUAGUGAAAACAUUUUUUUUCCUCUUCAAUAAA
Phyllostomus hastatus (greater spear-nosed bat) is the source of this 2636-nucleotide messenger RNA. RefSeq names its product transmembrane protein 81 (gene TMEM81). Bases 1412 to 2197 code for a protein of 261 amino acids. The record is from RefSeq and is a predicted model, not a curated record. The transcript has a single exon. NCBI's taxonomy places the organism in Eukaryota, Metazoa, Chordata, Mammalia, Chiroptera, Phyllostomidae.